Sarcophilus harrisii (Tasmanian devil) is the source of this 3097-nucleotide messenger RNA. It is a transcript of the gene IGFBPL1, whose product is annotated as insulin like growth factor binding protein like 1. Gene Ontology annotation, cellular component: extracellular region. Gene Ontology annotation, biological process: regulation of signal transduction; regulation of cell growth. The transcript has 5 exons. Gene Ontology annotation, molecular function: insulin-like growth factor binding. Lineage: Eukaryota; Metazoa; Chordata; Mammalia; Dasyuromorphia; Dasyuridae. The coding region runs from base 132 to 1010 and encodes 292 amino acids. The record is from RefSeq and is a predicted model, not a curated record.
AGGAAUUGGGUGUGUCUCCACCAAAGCCGCCACUCAGCUGCUACUGUCUAUUUGGAAGCAGUCAAAGCAGAGUGCCUCUUUCCAAAGCCAGCCACUCUUCCUUGCUCUUUCUUUACCCUCUGGGGACCACCAUGCCCCGUUCUACUUUGCCCGAGCUCCUGCUACUUUCGCUGCUCCUGUGCCACUGGUCCCAUCGUUUGACAGGGGCAGACGAUGUCACUAGCACCAAUGAGUGCGGCCAGUGCAUCCCCGAGAGCUGCGAGCCGGUGCGAUGCAAGGCUCGAGAGCUCUCGGUACGGGACGACUGUGGAUGCUGUGAGCAGUGCUUGGGCACCGAGGGCGAGCUGUGCGGGGGCAGAGGUGGCGUGGGCAGGAGGCGCCAAGUCCGUUGCGGCCCGGGACUAGUCUGCGUGAGCCAGUCUCGGGAAGUGCUGGGAGCUGCCGCGUCCCAGGAGCAGCUACCCGAGGAGUUGGAGGGCACAGGGCUGUGUGUGUGCAAGGAGGACGGCGCCGUGUGCGGCUCGGACGGGCGUUCCUACCAGAGCGUGUGCGCCCUACACCUGCACAGCUGGAUCUCGGUGAGGGCUGGCAAUGAGCGCGUCCACAAAGCUCACGACGGCGAAUGCAAGUUGGCGCCUGUGAUUGUUAUGCCACCUAAAAAGAUUCACAAUGUAACCGGGGCCCAAGUCUACCUGUCCUGUGAAGUGAAGGCUGUUCCAACACCAGUCAUUACCUGGAGGAAGAUCACAGAGUCUCCCAAAGGGGUCAAGUUGUUGGAGGAGUUGCCUGGAGACCGAGUUAAUAUGGCUGUCCAGGUUCGUGGUGGUCCAUCCAAACAUGAAAGUACAGGUUGGGUUUUGAUAAACCCCCUGACAAAGGAGGAUGAAGGGGUAUACCAGUGCCAUGCCACUAACAUGGUGGGGGAGACACAAUCCUAUGGUACAAUAAAGGUCACAGAUCUGAAUAAGUACAAAAAAAUGAACUUCAUAGCUCCAGAUGAUGACAUGUAAUGAGGGUGCCAGGGAAGCUGAUCACAAAAUGGAGAAGAAUCAAUUAGUGGAUUGUUUUGUUUUAUUGUGCAGCAUGAGCUAGAAAACACUGAGCCAUUUUUUAUAUGCUUUUCAAUUUAGAUUAAAAAGUAGAACAAAAAAGAUACAGAUAUAAUUUUUAGCUGGGAAGUAAUGAACAAGGAAAACAAAUCAAAACAAAAUCACAGGCAGCUUUUGAGAAAUGACUUUCUGUAUAUAACUUGUGGGUUUUUUUUUUUUAAGCUGAUGUCUCCCAAGGGAAAUCUCUCCCUCGUGUACAUGUAUGCUUAGAAGUGGAAGUAUUCACACUCCUGCUUCUUAAUUUAUUCCAACUGCAUAAUGAUUGUUUAGAUGAUGUGUCCUUACCUCUCAGGUGACCUUGUAAGAGGGAAAAUUUCUUUUUAAAAAUUAUACUGCUUCAGGGGAGAGUAUAAAGUAUUGAAUAAUAAAAGGUCCCCUUAUUGUUUUGCAUUCUACUCUGAAGCAUAUAAAAUUCUAUCAACUGAUGGUUAAUGAAACUUAGAAGGUACUUGCCACAGGUUCACGUUAGGCAAUCAAGAUGCUAAUUUUUUGUAACACAGGUUUCUAUCUGGGGAGCAUAUCUAUACAUUGUUUGGUGAACAUUGUGUUAGAAUUACAAUGUCAGAUGCUAACUGCAUCUAGUUGGAUAUGAAAAUAGAAAUGUUGUAAUAGUAUAGAUUUUACUUUUGAAUAUUUCUACCUUGUCAAUGAAUAUAGUGGGAUACUUUUUUUUUUUUUUUAAAUAUUGCAGAUCUGAGCUAUAUAAUACGAUCCUGGAUGUCUAAAGCUCUUAUUGUUCUAGUCAUGUCUGACUCUGUGAUUUCAUGGAGUUAUCUAUGGAGUUUUCUUGGCAAAGACAUUAAGUAGUUUGCCCUUUCCUACUUCAGUGUGUCCCCAUUUUACAGUUGAGGAACUGAGACAAAUAAGGGUCACACAGCUAUUAAGUGUCUGAGAUUGGAUUUGAAUUCUUCUUUCUGAUUCCAAGCCCAGUGUAAUCUAGCUGCCUGUCUAAAACUCUAAAGACUCAUAAUAAAAAUUCAUAACACUUUCACUUAGAUCUAUGAUGUCAGCAGCACAAACAUUUUUAUCCCCAUUUUAUAGAUGGGAAAACUGAGGCUCAGCAUGAGAAAGUUAAUUGCAGCUAGUAGGUGUCAGAGAGAAGAUUUUAAACUCUGGUCUCUGGACUCUCAAAUAUGGUACUCCUCCCUGAUAGAAAGUAUCCUACUCCCCUGGUUAAAGAUAAAUAAACUACAUUUCAAAUUUGGAGAUUGUUUUUAGACCCUAAUCUGAUAUUUUAAAACCAAAAUCUGAUCUGGGACAAAUCAUGAUAGAUUAAGGCCAUGGAUAUUACUUUUCUUUGUAAUGAAUUUUAUGAGUACAUUCUGAUUAAGGACCUUCUGCAGGAAGAGUCAUUAGUGCUUUCUAGGUGACUCCUGACACUGCAUCACUGCAGCAGCAUCUGACAGCACUGUGGUCCACCACCUUGACCUUGACAGGUAGGGCGAUUAGCUCCUCAUCUGUCUUCUGGAGCCAAAAUUGGUCUCUUAACUCCAUCUUCAAUAAUACAUUUGAAGCCUUGAUUGAAAAUACAGAAUAGACCACAAGAUCUUCCAUUUAUCGAUUUGGUGGGGGCUGAGGGUUGGAAAGGGCAAUAUCAGCAUCUUUUUUUUAAUAUGCAAAAAUUCAGUUAAUGCUAUCAAGUCUUAGUCUUCAAGAUCAAAACUAUUUUUCAGUCAUUUUGAUAAUACUGGAAGUUCCAACUGCUUUUUAUCUUUCUGAAGGAUAUCUGUAGCCAUUUCUGGAAUUUUCACAUCCCAAAAAUGUAGUAAUUUUUUUUUAGAUAUCUUUUUCUUCCCUCAUGCUUACACUGUGACAUCCUAAAAAUUUCCUCAACUGAGGAGUCUAAAACCAAGAUUUUGUGAUGUGGUUGCUGUUGUGAUUUGGGGGGAAGCUGUUUUCUAAUCCUAAAUUUUUACUAGUUUAUUUUCAUAAGAUACUGUGAUGUCACAUAGUUCUGUACAUUGAAAAUAAACUAUUUUGAAAUUGUG